CACACAAUUAUCCCACAACUCUCCCUAACCAAUCCCUAACUACUCUCUCCGUGCCAGACUCCUACCACUUCAUGCUGGACCCAAACACGGCGUACACCAAGCUGCACCUGUCGGAGGGCAACAGGAGGGUGGAGAGGGUGGACGACCCGCAGCCCUACCCCGACCACCCGGAGAGGUUCGACACCCUGUUCCAGGUACUGUGCACCACGGGCGUGUCUGGCCGCUGCUACUGGGAGGUGGAGUGGGCAGGCAGGCUGGUUUACAUAGCAGUGGCGUACAAGAGCAUCGUGAGGAAAGGCUGGGAUGGCGAGCGGCGCUUCGGGUGCAACAAUCAGUCGUGGAGACUGAGGAUUUACGGCUCCAGCACCUCCUUCUGCCAUGACAAUAAGGAGACCGAGCUGCCGCCAGUGCACAGCGCCAGGAUAGGGGUGUACGUGGACCACCGGGCCGGAACGCUGGCCUUCUACAGCAUCUCUGGCACGAGCAUGACGCUGCUUCACAAAGCCCAGGCCACGUUCACGCAAACAUUGUACCCUGGGUUUUGGUUAAAUAGAGGGUCGUCGGUGAAGCUGUUGUGACUCAAGUGGUUAGUGUUUCCAGGUCAGCAGAGAACCGCGCCUAGCCUGAUUAUCAUCGACGUUCAAAUCUCUUCGAGACUUGGUCUGACCAAGAGCAUAACAAUUUACAUUUCCCAAACGGCAUAGUUGACCCGCCUCCCUUGGUUUGCUUAUGGUUGUUUGCUUCACGACAAAGUGAAAUAAGUUCCCGUAUUUUCAGGAACCCAGAAAGUACUUGCAUUGCUCUUGACCUGACUAGUUGCAAUGCUGACGGCUGAAGGUGUUGCGUCACUAGGAGUGCGCGGCCUGGCUACCGUGCCAUAGCUGGCUCCCGAACUACAUCUCAUACGGACUGACAAACAGCUCUCUCUCUCAUACCAAGAAAUGGUAAAGAACUGAGUAAACCCUGGCCUUUCUACAUGAACCAUGAUGAAGUAUACGUCAGCAAACAUCGACCAGGUCAUACGCAUUGGUUUCCACUGCAAUUAGGGCAGGAACCGGCACCAGCACUCUUCCAGCCCACAACUAGUACACGGAGGUCAAAGUGACUCACAUUUGUCAUAGCAACGACAAAGCACAAUGCACAUUCGCCCAUUGAACUUGCAUCCAGCAAUUUCCACACAGAUAAGGGUGGCCAUGACA
Engraulis encrasicolus (European anchovy) is the source of this 1199-nucleotide messenger RNA. RefSeq names its product cytolytic toxin-beta-like. Gene Ontology annotation, molecular function: protein binding. The record is from RefSeq and is a predicted model, not a curated record. Bases 72 to 578 code for a protein of 168 amino acids. Lineage: Eukaryota; Metazoa; Chordata; Actinopteri; Clupeiformes; Engraulidae. The transcript has a single exon.